CGGCGCGCAGCGCAGCGGGACCUCAGCGCGGCGGCCCCGGCCCGGCCUGGCCCAGCCCGGCGCAGCCCACCAGAGCCAAGACAGCCAAGAUUUUCAACUGUAUUGGACUUGUGUGUCAGCAGAAUGGUUUAUUUUGUUCCAUUAUUGGGGUUUCCUUGUUGCUGGUGAUGGGUGAGCCUGAAAAAACGCAGCUUGACUUGCACAUCCCAGGGUGCUCUUUAGCCCACUCUCCUGAAGACAAGAGGUUCUGGCUGAUCAGGACUACCUAUCAGUAAUUCAAGAAGGAGAAUGGAAGGUGUUGAGUUUAAGGAAGAAUGGCAAGAUGAAGAUUUUCCAAGGCCCCUGCCAGAGGAUGAUCCUGUUGACUCAGAUGUGUUGGCUGCAGCUGGAACAGAAGGUGAAGCUGCUUUGGCAUUUCCAGUGCUGGAUCAGGCUGUUUAUUUUGUUUCCUGCUUUCAACUGCUGUCUAAAUCAAAAGUUAAUGGAAUCAAAGUGAGGAAGAAACUAAUGGCACCAGAUAUCAGUUUAACUUUAGAUCGCAGUGAGGAAUCUGUUUUGUCUGACUUGGAUGAGAGUGGAGAGAUUGAUUUGGAUGACUUAGAUACUCCUUCAGAGAAUAGCAAUGAGUUUGAAUGGGAAGAUGAUCUUCCAAAACCAAAAACUACUGAUGUAAUUAGAAAAGGAUCGCUUACUGAAUACACAGCAGCAGAGGAGAAAGAUGAUGGUAGACGCUGGCGUAUGUUUAGGAUUGGAGAACAGGACCACAGAGUGGACAUGAAGGCAAUUGAACCAUACAAAAAAGUUAUCAGUCAUGGUGGUUAUUAUGGUGAUGGCUUAAAUGCCAUUGUUGUGUUUGCUGUUUGCUUUAUGCCUGAAAGCAGCCAGCCUAACUACAGAUACCUAAUGGACAAUCUAUUUAAGUAUGUAAUCGGCACUUUAGAGCUACUAGUAGCAGAGAACUAUAUGAUAGUUUAUCUGAACGGUGCAACGACACGGAGAAAAAUGCCAAGCUUAGGCUGGCUUAGGAAAUGUUACCAGCAAAUUGACAGGAGGUUAAGGAAAAAUCUGAAAUCAUUAAUCAUAGUUCAUCCUUCUUGGUUCAUCAGAACACUUCUGGCCAUCACAAAACCCUUUAUUAGCUCAAAAUUCAGCCAAAAAAUUAGGUAUGUCUUUACCCUGGCAGAGCUAGCUGAACUCAUCCCCAUGGAAUACGUUGGCAUCCCAGAAUGCAUAAAACAGUAUGAAGAAGAAAAGUUUAGAAAGAAACAAAAAAGAGUUGACCAAGAGCUGAAUGGAAAGCAAGAGCAGAAAAGUGAGCAAUAAAUUUUGGAGUCCAAACAAGACUGAAGAAUACACAGAUGGAAUGAUGCUUUUUUCUUCAUUUACAAUGUGUGUGUAUAUAUUACAUAACUUGUUGCAAGAAGUGCUUAACUUCUUUGGACUAGCACACAAUGGACUGUUCACUGCUGUACUGUUUUGUCUUGACUUUAGUAGUUACCUUUAUGUAAUCCGUUUAUACUGCCAAAUGUCAAAGAACCUUGUGUUUAGAGGAUGUUCUUGCAACUGUUUAUCUAAAUGAUGCAUGUUCUUCAGUAAAAUAUUUAUGUAUCUAAAUGCUAAAGGAAAGAUAAUAUAUAUUUUUAUGACUUUGAGCAAUAUAUUGUGUACCUGCUGAAGGAAUUCAUUUGCAGGUAGGCAAGGCCAUAGAUUACGUUUUUAUUGUAUAAAGUGCAUGAUCUGUUGCUGUAAAUGGUCAAGUGCAUUUCUUGGUUGUCACAGAAACCAUAAUUUGUUUGAAUAUUAACGGUCACAAUGUAGUCUUGUGUGGAGAUCCUUAUUUCUGUUCACAUCUUAUACAAGCAGUACCUGUUUAACUCAUUAGAGUGAGCUUGAGCUUUGUCUUAAUCUACUUCUCAAAAUACACAUCAGGAGUCCUCUGAAUCUGUUGGACAAAGGGUUUAAGCCUCCACCGCAAUGGAAACUGAACUGUUUGAAUAACUAAUAGGACACUGGACCUAUUAAUCAGACCUUUGUAAAUUUAAGCUGCGAGUUUAGAUUGUUUCAGAAAAUCAAGGACGGUUCAGUUGCCAUGAUGAAAUGAGUUCAUUCUACGUCUUCCUUAUUCCUGGAUGAAUAUCCGCUAUUGCCAGUAGAAACUCUAGUUCUUUUCGGUAGAGUUUGGGCAUUGCUCAGAUAUCUUAGCCAUAGUAUCAGUUGUUUGCAGAGGUAGGGGGAGUCUUACAGUAACUGUCAUCCUCGUAGAUGAAGUACUACCCCUUUCUAAAGCUCUUGGUUUGGCACCAGAUACAGCACUAACUUCACUUACAAAGAAGGCAAUAAAAAGGGUUCCUGCUCCACCCACACCCCACAAUGGUAUUAAAAUCCUCUGUAAGAGGUAUUGGACCCAUAACUGAAGUUUUUAGGCUUAUCAGUGUAGCAAUUAUGCACUAGGCUGCAAAAGUUUGUAAUGUAUCUGAUAGCUAUUUCCCUAGAAGGGCAGAUAUAUCCAAAUUAAUCCAUUCAGGAGCUGAGCAACUUAAUACUGUGUCAAAUAUUAAAUCUUUCUUCACUUUGGUUUUUAGUAUGCUUGUAUUUUUGUCUUAACAGCAAAAAUAUCCGUUCUUAAUGUUAGUGCUAUACAGUUUUCUUAGGAAUUAAAAA
Messenger RNA from Oxyura jamaicensis (ruddy duck), 2661 nucleotides. It is a transcript of the gene BNIP2, whose product is annotated as BCL2 interacting protein 2. The transcript is spliced from 13 exons. Gene Ontology annotation, cellular component: cytoplasm. Lineage: Eukaryota; Metazoa; Chordata; Aves; Anseriformes; Anatidae. Gene Ontology annotation, biological process: apoptotic process. Bases 289 to 1323 code for a protein of 344 amino acids. The record is from RefSeq and is a predicted model, not a curated record.